CACAUCAGUGUUAGAGGAACAAGUUUUUUCAGAUUUGUUCGCGAUCAAUAUUUUAAAAAUAUUACUAAAAAUAUAAUUGAGAAAACUAGUUCAUUAAAUAAUGAGAAUAAUGAAGAAGAAUUUAGGAAAAAAUGCCUAGAUUUGGCUGAUUAUGUAAUUCAUAAUUAGAAAGCACCCUCAUAUCGUAAUCAAGUAAUUUGGGAAAGAGCAAUAAAGUGUUGGACAGAAUCUCACUAUGAAAAGCUAAAUAAAUAUGGAGGAUUCCCUUUGAUUUUAGAGGAAAAAGAUAAAAUAAUUUUAUAAUUAAAAUAUGAAGAAGUUGAUUUUUGUGAUAAAAGAAAGAAAUAUUUGGAUGAAAUACAACGAUUGAAAGGGAAACUACCAAAUAAUUCUGAUAAGUAUUCAUGUAGAUGUAAUGAAUAUAAUGAGUGGAUUGAGCAAAGGAAAAACCAUUUUGAGGAAAAGAAAAGCCCAAUAAACAGACCAAAAAAAAAAAAAAGACGUUCAGAAGUUAUAUGCGACUUAAUGAAUGAUCAAACGUUCAAAAAACUUACUGACUGCCCCCCAGUAGAUAAAUUACAACCUCGUGAAGGUGAAUCUAAAAAUACACAAAUAGUUUCACAAACACAAGAUAAAGAAAAAAAUGGGGAAUCACCUAUAUCACAUGAUUCACCCGAACAAGCCUAACAAACUAAAUCUACAGAGGGAUCUGCCACUAAUAAAGUGAAUCAAGAUACAAAACAUAAUCAACAUGAAGAGAAAAAUGAAGAACCGGAAUCUCCAUCUCAAUCUAACGUACAAACACAAGCUCACUUAUCAUCACUUGAAUCUCCUUCUAAUGAAGUUGAAGCUAAUUCUGAAAAUUCUUUACAGUCUCAGACACUAACACUUCUCUCAAAUUCCCAACCAUCCACAGAAGUAUCAGGUGAAUCUGUAUCUCUUGCUUCAGUUCCGCCAGACACAAAACCAGAAAAUCCUUCCGAAAAUCCAGUAGGAAAUUCAUCUAACAAAUACAUAUCAUCUAUUUUAAUAAGCAUCCUAAUUAUUAUCGUAUUUUCUCUUUUUAUUAAAUACACAUUAAUGGGACAGUUAAAAAAAAAAAGGAAGAUAAAAAGAAGACAAGAAAAUUUUCUUAAAAUACUAAUACCUUCACAUUCGGACAGAAAAAAAGAAUUUUUAACUCAUAAUCAUUUGGAACACCCGUGUUAUGAUGAUGAAGAAAUUACUAAAAAAAUAAAAAUACUUGAAGAUAACAUGAUAAAAAAUUUACAUGAGUCUAAGCAAAAAAAGAAAAGGUCCAAAACUAUUAUAGAAGUACAUAUGGAAGUGCUUCAAGAACGGAAAAAUUAAGAAUGGAAUUACAAAAAAGGAGAAUUUUUAGAAAUAUGCUUAGAAGUGUUCACAAAAAAGUUAUAUGGACUUUAUCCUAAUUUAACAAAUGAUGAACUAAUAACGGAAAAUAUUAAAAGUAUCAGUGAUAUUGAAAAACAAAAAAAUUUAUGGAAUAAAUGGAUAGAAAGACAUAGAAAUAUUUCUGAAAAAUUGAAUAAAGUGGACUGAUAUAAUAACUUAAUAAAUGAAUGGAAAAAGGAACUAGCUUCUAUACAUGAAAUUAAAGAUUUAAAAAAGAAAUCUUCUUAUGAAAAUCGCAAAAUUUUAUUUUUAGAAAUAGAAAAAGAUCUAUGGAAACAAUCGUAAUUUAUAGAACAAUAUAUGGAACAAAAAUGACUUAAGGUAUUAACAGAGAAGUUGCCGAGUACAUCAGAAGAAUGUGUAAGUGAAGAAACCAUAAAUUAUAUAUCAUUAAUAAAUAUAGAAAAAUUGCAGCAGAAAGAAAAUUAUAAAGAAUUAUAUAAAUAUAUAAAAAAAAAAAUGUGUAUUCUUGUUCUUAUGUCAAUAUUAGAAGAAUAUACAAAAGAGGUGAAUUUUGAUAAUAGGGAAUCAUACUUGGAUAGUUCAAUAAAUUAAUGGAGGGCAGAAGUAUAUUCAGGUAACAAAAAAGAAAUUACAGAAAAUACAAUUGAAUAUAUCAACAGUGAUAUAGAAAAUAAAAGAAAUAAGGAAUUACAUACUCAUAUAGGGAAGGACAGUUUAAGAAAUGAGAUAGAAGAUUGGAUAGGAGAGGAUGCCUUAUAUGCAAGUUCUAUAGUUAAUAAUGGGACAGUCAAAAAAUCCAUUGAUAUAGCCGAAAAACACAUUUCAUAA
Messenger RNA from Plasmodium malariae, 2205 nucleotides. The record is from the annotation of a RefSeq genome assembly. NCBI's taxonomy places the organism in Eukaryota, Apicomplexa, Aconoidasida, Haemosporida, Plasmodiidae.